CGUAUCACGUAGUGACAUUAAUUUAGACAUAGAAAAUGUGGGUUUUUAAGCCGUAAAUGUACGAUUUCCCAUAGAUACACUAAUAUUCAUAUGAAGUUAUUUCAGAUCUGAUGCAACAUGACGACGCGACAUGUAAGUGGUUCUGUCGGACGGAUAAUAAUGACUUAUCUUCAGCAGAAUGGACACGAGGUGAAACUGAUCUCUCAUAGACUGGUGAAUCAUUUAUCCACCAACUGUACUGAACAUCAUCGUGGAAGAAACACAGCCUUUAUAAGAACAACAGUAUCAGAUGGAGGUAGAAAAGACGAUAGUAGCAACAGUUCGGGUCGGACUUGUGUCCUCGGAGCAGUGGCAGUAGGACUGGGACUGACUGGAGCUGUGCUGCACAGCUGUAAUGAUGAGGAUCAGGAUAAAGAUAUUUCUCACACAACUAAACCAUUAAGAAACACACUACUGGACUAUAUUUUACCUGUAGCUCAAUGUGCUUCGGUUUACAAACCCGACAGCCCCAGAUACAAGUACAACUUUAUAGCUGAUGUGGUGGAGAAAUCAGCUCCUGCAGUGGUUUAUAUAGAAAUCGUUGGAAGGAAUCCAUACCAUGGCCGAGAAACUCCCGUCUCCAAUGGCUCUGGCUUUAUUAUCAGUAGCGAUGGCCUUAUAGUGACUAAUGCACAUGUAGUUGCCAACAAGCGUGGGGUUCGAGUCAAGCUGACCAACGGAGAAACAUACAAUGCUACUGUGCAGAAUGUGGACCAGGUUGCAGACAUUGCAACGAUUAAAAUUAAUGCCAAGCAUCCAUUGCCGACACUGCAACUUGGUCAGUCAUCGAAUGUGCGUCAGGGGGAGUUUGUGGUUGCUAUGGGAAGCCCCUUUGCUUUAAAAAAUACAAUCACUUCUGGAAUAGUUAGCUCUGCUCACAGAGGAAGCAAAGAACUGGGUCUGGCUAAUGCCAACAUGGACUACAUACAGACUGAUGCUGCCAUCGAUUUUGGGAAUUCAGGUGGACCUCUUAUUAAUCUGGAUGGUGAGGUGAUUGGAAUUAACACCAUGAAGGUGACUGCUGGCAUUUCCUUUGCCAUUCCUGCAGACAGACUUCGUGUUUUUCUUGAUCGUGCCUCAAAUAAAAACAGAUCCUGGUUCGGUGAGUCUGAGAAUAAACGGCGCUACAUAGGAGUGAUGAUGUUAACACUGACACCCAGCAUAAUAGCUGAGCUGAAGAUGCGUGAUCACUCGUUCCCUGACGUAACACAUGGUGUCCUCAUUCAUCGGAUCAUCCCAGACUCUCCAGCUAACAAAGCCGGUAUGAAGCCAGGAGAUAUUGUACUGGAGGUUAACGGGGUGAAAGUGAACACAUCAGAAGAGAUCUACAAUGCUGUACGAUCAAGCGACAGCAUCAACAUGGUGGUCUGUAGGGGUCAAGACCUUCUGAUGCUGCAUAUAACUCCAGAGUUUACUGAGUAAUAUCAAGAUGACUUGUUGUUGUACCUUGUAAAGAAAAACGAUUGAAAAGAAUUGUACAAAAAGUAAAAUAAACAGGAAAAUAAUUGUUAAUGUAGUAAAGAAGGAAGUCAGAGAAUUGGCUAUAGAUAAUGGUUGUUCCAUUUAUAUGAUUUACAGCUUGUUACGACAUGUAUUUGAUCAUUAUGACAAAGUCUGUGCACUUUUACAAGUUGAUGACAAAGUUGUCACAUUCAGAAGUGAUUAUAGGGCAUUCAGGUGGCAGCAGUCUAAUGUGUUAAGCCAUUACCACUGAAAUCUUGAGUUCAAAUCUCACCUGUGAAACCAACCUGAAGGGGACUACAGAUCAUAGUGCGUGACCAUACAUGCUGCAGCAUACUCCAUCUCUGGCAGGUGAAAGUGGCCUGCGAUUCCACAUGGGUGGAAAGGAUGAUGUUUGUGUUUCCUGUCUGUUAGAACUGCACUAGCCAAUACUAUUCACCUGUAACGGGUGUGCAGCUGCGUUGUAUUACAUUAGCAGCAAUUUGAAAGAAUGCGGUGGGCUCCAGUUUUGUACAUGUGAAUGUUUCAUUGAUGGUCUUUAACUUUAUCUGCUUUAACUUUAAAUUUUCACUAAGAUCUAUACUCACUAAACUUACUGGAAGCAGUAAUUAAGAAAUUUCGUUCACAUUAUUUCUUAGGAGAGCAUAUGUAAUACAUAUUGAGUGCUUUUACUGUCCCUGUCAAUCAGUUUUCUGGUGCACUUUGGCAUGUACAGUAUUAUGUGAAGUCAUCAAAUUGAUGUAGCUCUGGUGUCAUUUUUAUUAAUUUUGUAUCAUAUUUUUUUCGGGGCAAUGCAGAAAAAGCAUAUAAUGCCUAGCUCACGCUGCAGGAUUUUUGCCCUGAUUUUCGCUCGCCAACAGGUCGCCUACAAAUGCGCCAGCUCGGAGGCAAAUCAGCGCUCUUUUCGGGGUUCAAAAAUCGGCUCUCAAUUGUGUAACAACUGUAUCUAAUGACUCACAGACUCAAGAAAAAUAUCUAGCAUGCUAAAUAUGUGGACCGGUCUGCGACUUUAAAUCCUGUAGUGUGAAAUGUGACCAGGUUAAGACUGGCAGAGUGCAGUGUUGAGCUACAGCCAAUGAAAAUGCAAGAUAUGGAAACCCGGGGGAGGAGUCAACAAGCAUGGCUACAGCAAAAUAUAGUUUCUAUCAGAAUACAUCGACACACAAGCUUUACAGUACUUGUGACCUUAUCGUCCACGCCAAACCAUAACACCAAAGAUGCAUUGCUAAAAGACUUAUUUUUUCUUCAGCUCUCUCUGCAGAACAGACUCAUGCUGGGUGCAUAGCCAAAUCCACUCCUUCACCCAGAUUUAUUUCCUUUUUCCUCCUUGCUUUUUCGCUGUAUAUCAGCACACAAAUUGGAUUGCUCACUUCUUGUUGACAUCCAUUUUUUAAAGUAAAAAAAAAUGUCUCACACAUUUUAUGAUUAAACCUCUUGGCACUUCUCACGUGUGUUUUCAUGACAAAACGUAGUUUUGGAGACCAGACAAACUCGUCUGCGAUUCCACCUUGUGACAGAUCAUUUAGUGUUUGACCCCCUAUCGCCGAUCAAUCGUGUAGUGUGAAAACCACGACUUAAAGACUCCAGAUUACAAGAGAUCAAGACGUGAACUGUACAGCGAUAACACUUUGAAAGUCGUGUAGUGUGAACUUAGCAUACACAUAAUUCUGCUCUUUAUACCCAGCAGUAUUUAGACUGGUUUGGGCCCUCAUGUUCACAGGGCACUGUUGUGAAAAAUAAAACAAAUUCCUUCCUACUUUUCAAAUGUAAAUAAAAAUUGUAUUUUUAAUAAAUACAUGUCCUUGCCAAAAGUAGAGGAUUAAUCAAA
This is a messenger RNA of Trichomycterus rosablanca, 3328 nucleotides long. Its product is annotated as serine protease HTRA2, mitochondrial-like. The transcript is spliced from 8 exons. Gene Ontology annotation, molecular function: serine-type endopeptidase activity; protein binding. The coding region runs from base 118 to 1461 and encodes 447 amino acids. The record is from RefSeq and is a predicted model, not a curated record. Gene Ontology annotation, biological process: proteolysis; positive regulation of apoptotic process; programmed cell death. Gene Ontology annotation, cellular component: mitochondrion. NCBI's taxonomy places the organism in Eukaryota, Metazoa, Chordata, Actinopteri, Siluriformes, Trichomycteridae.